AUGGAUAAUAGGAUUAUUGAGAAGAGCAUCAGAGAUGCAUUAGAGAAAAGAUUCAGGCAUUCAUGCAUGGAAAUCACAAACACAUCGCCAGAUCAUAAAGGCCACCUGGAUUCUUCAAAAACAAAUACAGCAGAAACACACUUUUCUAUCAAAAUAAAGUCAGAAACAUUCAAUCAAAUGAAAAUAUCAGAUAGGCAUAGACUUGUUCAUACUGCAUUGGAUGAUGCAUUUGAGAACGGAUUACAUGCGAUUGAAAUAGACUGCGAGUCUGAUUAUAGCCAGUCGAACUAG
This is a messenger RNA of Ordospora colligata OC4, 291 nucleotides long. RefSeq names its product BolA-like protein. Bases 1 to 291 code for a protein of 96 amino acids. NCBI's taxonomy places the organism in Eukaryota, Fungi, Microsporidia, Ordosporidae. The transcript is spliced from 2 exons. The record is from RefSeq and is a predicted model, not a curated record.